AUGCAGAAUGUCAAGAGUCCGCCAAGGUUCAUGCCAAGAGGUAAGAAACAUUCGUCUCCUCCUAGAAUGACAAAGAGAAUGGAGGAGCUCUUGAGUCAAGUGGCUCAACUAAAUCAGAAAACAAAGGAAUUAAUGAAACAAGGAAAUGCGAUUCAGUUACCCAACAUGCCCAGACAAGCCUGUAGUGAAGCAAAAACAACUUCUCAAAGAAAAACUAUCACAAAAUGGAUAGCAAAAAACAAGGAAAAUUAUCUAGUAACUGAUAAAUGGUACCUUGAUAGCAGGGACAAAGUAGAAGAGGAGAGUGAGGAGGAAGAAGGUAGUGAAGAUGAGGAAGGCAAUGAUGGGGAAGGUAGUGAAGAUGAGGAAGUCAGUGAUGAGGAAGGCAGGGAAGAAGAAAACAGUGAGGAAGGAGAGCAGGAAGAGGAAGAGGAAGAGGAGGCCCAAGAUUCUGAUGAGGGACCUACUCCCGCUGCACAUGAGGACCGCCAUGAUUGGGCUGCCUUAGAAGCCUGCAUGGCCAAAAUUGAAGAGAAUCAGGGACCUCCAGCCGCAAAUCCGAACAUAACUGGAGUCGGAACAGACUCAAACUAA
Messenger RNA from Magnolia sinica, 594 nucleotides. RefSeq lists its product as uncharacterized. Lineage: Eukaryota; Viridiplantae; Streptophyta; Magnoliopsida; Magnoliales; Magnoliaceae. The coding region runs from base 1 to 594 and encodes 197 amino acids. The transcript has 3 exons. The record is from RefSeq and is a predicted model, not a curated record.